Juglans microcarpa x Juglans regia is the source of this 1015-nucleotide messenger RNA. Its product is annotated as UDP-glucuronate 4-epimerase 6-like. The coding region runs from base 1 to 660 and encodes 219 amino acids. The record is from RefSeq and is a predicted model, not a curated record. The transcript is spliced from 3 exons. Lineage: Eukaryota; Viridiplantae; Streptophyta; Magnoliopsida; Fagales; Juglandaceae.
AUGAACUUUGGGAAGAACCCAACCGCUACUGCACGACAUCAGCCGGCAAGUCCCUACGCUACCACCAAGAAAGCCGGUGAAGAAAUCGCUCACACCUACGACCAUAUCUACGAGCUCUCCCUCACUGGCUUAAGGUUCUUCACUGUGUAUGGGCCUUGGGGUAGACUAGACAUGGUGUACUUCUUCUUCACAAAGGACAUCUUGCACGGUAAGGCCAUUGACGUUUACCAGACACAGGGCGAGAAGGAGGUGGCAUGUGACUUCACGUACAUCGACAAAGUCAUGAAAGGCUAUUUAGAGGUGUUGGACACAACCAAAAAAAGCACUGGAAGCGGUAGGAAGAAGAGGGGACCGGCGCAGCUGAGGAUCUACAACCUUGGGAACACGUCGUCGGUGCCGGUCGAAAAGUUAGUGUCCAUAUUGGAGGGGUUGCUAAGCACCAAGGCCAAGAAGCACAUGAUCAAGAUGCCGAGGAAUGGAGACGUUCCCUACACCCAUGCCAAUGUGACCAUGACUUUCAGGGAUUUCGACUACAAGCCCAGCAUGAAUUUGGCCACCGGAUUGAGAAAGUUCACCAAACGGUGUGUCAAUUAUGGGAUUAAGUCGAAGGUAAAGAAGGAAACCGACAUCGGCAAUGAGCAUUCUAAAGAAUCCGAUUGAUGAUAAUCAUCUUCAAAACCAGAAUUUUUAUUUUUUGCCACUCAAAAAUCCUGUUCUUUUUUCCUCAUUUAAUUUGAUUAAGUUAUUGUCAUGGUCCUUAAAUGUGUCGAAUCAAAUUGUUGAAGUUGUUCUUAAUGUAAAAUAUAGGUAUAGAUUUGUUACAGGAGAUGAUCCAGUAUAGAGAGAGACAAAGGGGAAGCUGUACGUGAGAGAGAGAGAGAGAGAGAGAGGAAAAGUGUAGAUAUGUGAACUGAGGGUUGAUGCUAUAAUAAUGUUGGUGGGAUCUACUUGUCACAUCAUUUAUCAGUUGUUAUGCAGGCAUAUGGAAGCUGAAAUGGGAGACCUACAUGAUAAA